CCGUGCGGCGAGACCACGUGAUCCGCCACCGCUGUUUGGGCUUCGGCCACCGCUUCCCCGACCUCGCUUUGUUUCUCCUUCGACCUUCGACAACCUGAUUCCCACCCUUCCCCGUCCUCUCCUCUCCGUCCUCUCUUCUGUCGCCAGAAUGGAACACCAGACCUGCCCGGUGUCUGUCCAGCGCUCGCAGCAGCGUCCGCCGACAAUGCUCCCCGCGGCUUCCGUCGCCUUGAUGCCGUCAUCCGCUUCCUCCUCCUCCUCUUCCGCCGCACUUAUUUCUGCCUAUGCCCCCGAACCUCCGACCCCCGCGCCCUCGCCUACUCCCUACGGCGGGUACUUCUUCCCCCGCGACGGCCACCUGUCGAACGAGUCUGAAGACAUCGAGCUCCACGACGCGGACGACACCAGCGUCGAGCACAGCGACGUCGAAGAGCUUCCACCGCUCGAACGCCUUGCGCACGAUUUCGCCGCUCUCGAACUCGACCAGCGCAAGGCCCUGCUGGCCGCUCUUUUCCGCGCUUCUGACACCGCUACGCUUUCGUUUGUGCUCGAGUUUGUCUCGCCUCUGCUUAAAGUCGACCCGUUUCGCGUGCUGCCGACCGAGCUCUGUCUCCGGGUUUUGUCGUACGUCGAUGACCCAAAGACCCUUGCUCGCGCCGCGCAAGUCUCGAGACGAUGGGCAAUGCUGGUUUCGGACGAUAUAAUCUGGAAAGGACUGUGUGACCGUCUCAACUACGACGAUCAUUUCACCCCCGCAAUCGCGGCCCAGACUGCGUCGGCCCACCGUCGCUCGUUCGAUAACCCUGCAGCAGCAGCAAACGAUGCUGCGUUGGCUUUAGCCACCGCCACUGCUCCACAGACCCAGCCUCCGACUCGUCCGGUGUCGAUGCUGGUGGCAUCCCCUCCGACCGCCCCCACCCCGCUCACUACCCUCCCCGUUACAGUCACAUCCUCGACCCUGGGCACGACCGAAGUCAUUCGUGACUUGCCACUUAUGAAGUCCACUUACACUCCCGUUCUCGCCCAUGCUUAUCGUCCGCGAACCUACCGCGCGUUCAUCAAGCAGCGCUACAUGAUCGACUCGGCGUGGCUCUCAGCCGGCACCGUCGCCGCUCGCCACGUCACAACCGACCAAGGCGUAGUGACCUGCUUGCAUCUGACCGACAAAUACAUCGCCGUCGCGCUCGAUAACUCACGGAUCCACGUCUUCACCGCCGACGGCCGUCUGCUCCACACGCUCUUGGGACAUGUCAUGGGUGUCUGGGCGAUCAUGCCGUGGGGCGACACGCUUGUCUCGGGUGGCUGCGAUCGCGAUCUGCGAGUGUGGGAUCUUGUGACUGGCACUUGCAAGCGCGUCAUGCGCGGCCAUACUUCGACUGUUCGCUGCUUGAAGAUGAGUGAUUCGCGAACAGCAAUCUCUGGCUCGCGCGACGCGAACUUGCGGGUGUGGGAUAUCGAGACUGGCGAGUGCUUGCAUGUACUAACUGGCCACCAAGCCAGCGUCCGGUGUCUCGAGGUAUACGGCGACAUCUGCGUCUCUGGAAGUUACGACACGACCGCCAAAGUGUGGAGUAUUUCCCGUGGAGUCCUGCUGCACACGUUGAACGGGCACUUUUCGCAAAUCUACGCGCUCGCGUUCGACGGCGAAAAGAUCGCGACCGGAUCGCUUGAUACCACCGUCCGCGUAUGGUCGGCGGACUCGGGCCAGUGCUUGGCGGUCUUGCAAGGCCACACCUCGCUUGUCGGACAACUGCAGAUGUCUGGCGACACCCUUGUCACCGGCUCGUCCGACGGCUCCACUCGAGUCUGGGAUCUCAAGAAAAUGGUCUGCGUGCACCGCCUCGCCGCGCACGACAACUCCGUGACCACGCUGCAAUUCGACUCGCGCCGCAUCGUCACCGGCGGCUCCGACGGCCGCGUCAAGAUCUGGGAUAUCAAGACCGGGCACCACAUCCGCGAUCUCGCGUGCACUUUCGAAGCCGUCUGGCGCGUCGCGUUCGAGGAUGAUAAGGUCGUUGUGUUGGCGUCGAGGCAGAAUCGGACGCAUAUGGAGGUUAUUAGCUUUGCGCCGCCCGCGGACGAGAUUUUGUGAGGGACGCAAUAUAAAAAUCAAAAUCUAGAGGUUAAAUCUGCUUCUAAAGAUUGUUACAACUCUUGUGUCUUCGUCGUUUUUUGGUGAUUUGUUUUUUUUUUGACUAUACUAGUUCGGAGGUGGUAGCAUGGGGUGUAUUUCGGCGUUUUUCCAUAUCAUUUUGCUUGCUUUUUUCCCCUACAAUCCUUCCUCUCUUUUUGUGUUUUCUCUACACCGCGCCUGAUUUAUAUAUAUAUAUAUAUAUACAUACAUAUGACAUCCUUAUUCUCGUCUGGUUUCUUUUUGUGAGUUUGAAUUACACAUCUGUUUUUGGUUUCUUGGCUAUGUUUAUCGUGUGUGUGUUUUUGUUAUGUGUGGUAUGUUAAAGCUUGAACUCUCUCCAUUUCUAUGUAUAUCAACGGUGAUUUGCCACGACUCAAAUAUUUUCUUGAACUA
Molecule: messenger RNA, 2527 nt
Organism: Myxozyma melibiosi
Lineage: Eukaryota; Fungi; Ascomycota; Lipomycetes; Lipomycetales; Lipomycetaceae
Product: WD40-repeat-containing domain protein
Exons: 2
Coding region: 149-2092 (647 amino acids)
Molecular function (GO): protein binding
Source: RefSeq, a predicted model, not a curated record